GCCAGGGAGCUAUCCCGGCACGCCAAAUCCGCAAUAGACGGGCGACACUGCAAGAUAUCUCAGCCCGUCAGACAAGCAAGCACACAUCCGCACCUUAGCACUUUCGUCCUCUUCCCGCUCUCUAUCGCUCUCCUAUGGACCAUGAUCGCAUCUUUCUCCUGUUUCUCCUUCUCGCGUUUCUUCCCUCGUCCCUUUGUCUACUUAUCCCGUCGUACACUGCUCUCGCGAUACCUGUACUUACCACCUGCAUUGCUCUCGUCAUCGCACGUAUUUAUCUAACCUCGAUAUAUAACAACGACGUACCCUUUGUUCUGUUCUGCGCUACCCUUCCCGCAGUCUAUGCGUUAUCUGUCUAUGCUUCCCAAUCGUAUGUUGACCGUAUGUCUUUAUCUUUGAGCUUUGAGCGUGUAUGCUUGUCUGAUACCGCCUGCGCGAUGAAGCAUUGAGGUUGUCAAAGGGAAGAGGGAAUGAAGACCCCCAGGUCUCGCAGCAAAGAGAAGAGGGAUUUCGUGUGAGUAGGGGGCUAUAAG
Molecule: messenger RNA, 530 nt
Organism: Schizophyllum commune H4-8
Lineage: Eukaryota; Fungi; Basidiomycota; Agaricomycetes; Agaricales; Schizophyllaceae
Exons: 1
Coding region: 135-446 (103 amino acids)
Source: RefSeq, a predicted model, not a curated record